CUACAAAUAACCUCGCUCUCAGGAGCUGAGGAAUGACUCGGUACCUAUUUAACAGUGACGUAGAUCAAAAUGGCGCAUACCAAGUGGCCUGUAUUUGAGCACGAUGGGUGUUAUUUUGUAGACAAAAUUCAUGACAUAGAUGCAGUGAAAGAGAGACGAAUCGACCGAUGGGAUAUUCGAGACGAUGACGUCAUCAUCCAAACUUUUCCCAAAUCAGGCACGCUAUGGAUGUUACAUGCAGUGUCACUGAUGUACGACGACCUCAAUUGGAAGUUGAACCCAACGGGGAAGUCUCUUCGAUUGGGAUAUUUUUACGAGAAGACAGACUCAGUUCCGGGUUUAUACGGGGCCACGGUGCGAGCGACUAAAUGUUCCCUACAUGAGAUGCCGUCACCUCGUUUGAUGUUAUCUCACUUACAUCCUCAAUUUUUCCACACGGAGUGGAGGAAGAGGAACAGGAAAUGCAAAAUAAUAUGUAUCACUCGGAAUCCCAAAGAUGUAUGCGUGUCCUUUUAUAACUUUCUUAAAUCGCUUACAUUUGCCGAAAUGCAUCUGAGCUGGGACGAUUGGGUCGAAGCAUUCAUUGAAGGACGGGUAUGGUACGGACCCUGGUUACAGUAUGCCCUGGCGUGGAAUCAGUAUGGCUUGGAAGACAACGUAAUACACGUGACAUUCGAAGACAUGAAACAAGAUCUGAAGUCUGUAUUGGUUAAGAUUGCAGAUUUUCUCGGUCGGCCGCUCACUGAGGAAACAAUCGAUCGCGUUGUGGCGAUGUGCAGCUUGGAUGAAAUGAGGGCAUCGGGAACUGACGUUCAAAUGUCGCCUGCUCAGAGUGGGGAAUCGUGGCCGCAACACGCGGAGUACUUUAGAAAGGGUCAGAUUGGUGACUGGAAAAAAUCAUUUCACUGUGGCACAAAAUGA
Saccoglossus kowalevskii is the source of this 921-nucleotide messenger RNA. RefSeq names its product amine sulfotransferase-like. The record is from RefSeq and is a predicted model, not a curated record. Lineage: Eukaryota; Metazoa; Hemichordata; Enteropneusta; Harrimaniidae.